This is a messenger RNA of Scleropages formosus (Asian bonytongue), 2098 nucleotides long. RefSeq names its product kelch repeat-containing protein (gene krcp). The transcript has 13 exons. Lineage: Eukaryota; Metazoa; Chordata; Actinopteri; Osteoglossiformes; Osteoglossidae. The coding region runs from base 179 to 1786 and encodes 535 amino acids. The record is from RefSeq and is a predicted model, not a curated record. Gene Ontology annotation, molecular function: protein binding.
GGUUUUUGCGCCGUUCGAUCGCCUUUGGCGGGAGAUGGACGCGGAGGGAACGUCAGAUUCAGAUUGUUUGUACUUGUAGGUUCUUUUUCGAACGCAGCUCAGGAUUCUCUUUAAAACGCGCAAACCUUUUCCGAAAACUUUGCCCUGGAAUCGCACUGUGGCUGAAAUACGGCUCAAUAUGGACGAUUUUUCUGUCUAUGCGCUUCUGGGAGUAAGCGAUCCACCUCGCAGACUCCUAAGUGCCGGUGGGAAGCGGCAGGGCUCAGUUGCAGUAGCGCCGCACAUCCACCAGGUGGUGGUGUUCGCACACGGAGCGUGGAGGAGGCGCCGUGACGUCACCGUGGAGCUGAGUGCGACUGACGGGCAGCCCGUCGCUGUUGGCGCAUUAACCCCUCAUCACAAGUGUCUUUUGUGGGACCGGUGGGAAGGAGAAGUGGGAAAGGAGGGUUCUACGCUAACCGUCACUCUGGAAGGAGACGGUCCGGAUGGGGAGGAUGGCAUGCGCUCAAAAAUAGAAUGUACCCCAACGAACAGCACCGCGGCCCCCCUGGUCAGGGAUCCUCCAAGGAAGAGAAAGAGGGGGCAGGAGGAUGCGCGGGAUGGCCGUGCCGGGGAACGGGAGAACGUGUGUCCCAACGGCUCGGUGUCGGACACUGCCGCCGCCACCCCCCACCGGAAAGUCAGAGGCAAGGCCCGUGGUAGACAGGCGUGCCUCUUCGCUCAGAGUGAGGAGCACACUAGUGCCUCCGCUCCCCAAACCCACAAGGCCAAGGGCAAGCAGUGCAGGGCUCCAGCACAGACGGCCUCACUGGUUAUUCCAUCGGGUCGCUGGGGUCAAACCCUUUGCCCCAUUGACCCUCAGACAGCAAUUCUUAUUGGAGGACAGGGCUCAAGGAUGCAGUUCUGCAGAGAUCCCAUGUGGAAGCUGUGUGCUGAGGACAUGUCUUGGGUGCCGGCAGAGACACUGGCAGGGGGCCCAACUCCCGAAGCCCGAAUCGGCCACACCGCGACCUUUGACCCCGAGUCAAAGCGCAUCUACGUCUUUGGCGGGUCGAAGAACAAGAAAUGGUUCAAUGAUGUCCACAUCCUGGACACGCAGAGCUGGCGCUGGACAAUGGUGGAGGCCCAAGGGAAGGUGCCCCCGCUAGCCUACCACAGCUGCAGCCUGUUCCGGGGGGAGCUGUUCGUGCUGGGGGGCGUGUUCCCACGGCCGCACCCGGAGCCAGACGGCUGCAGCGACGCACUGUACAUCUUCAACCCUGAAAUGGCCAUUUGGUACCAGCCGAUUGUCAACGGGCACCGUCCCGCACCGCGAUCUGGGCAUUCAGCAUGUGUGCUUCAAGGGAAAAUCUUUGUGUUUGGGGGCUGGGACACUCCGGUGUGCUUCAAUGACAUGCACGCGCUCGACCUGGGUCUGAUGGAGUUCUUGGCCGUGAACACCAGUGGACCGUCUCCUUCCCCUCGAAGCUGGCACGGUUGUGCAGUGCUCUCCGAGUCCAAAUUCCUGGUCCACGGCGGCUACAGUGGGAACGCUGCAUUGAACGACACCUUCGUCUUCAACGCAGAGACUAGCUGCUGGUCAGCUGUUGUUAAUACCCAGUUGUCAGCUGCGCCCAGGGCUGGACACUCCAUUAUCACAAUGGCAAAACCAUCGAAACAGGGUUCUGCAGUAGAUGAGGAACAAGAAGGUCCCGAACAAACCUUGCUUGUGUUUGGAGGUGGCGACAAUGAGGGCGGUUUCUUUUCCGAUCUGACAACUGUGGCGAUCGAUGAACUGCUUCAUUGAGCUCCUUAUUUGUUUAUUUAAUGCGUUUUAAUACAAGAUUUUGUUUUAGUUCUUCCCUGCCAUGUUCUCUUGACAGUUAAUUGUAAAUGUAAGAGUUAAAUUUUAGAUGUUGGUGUUUUCUUAAACAUACUUCCGUAAAAUUAUUUAAAGAAAAAUCUUAUUUUUGUAUAAAGGCAUUGAUUGCUUCACAGAAUCAUAGUGUGCUGUCAAUGAAUUAUGUGAACCCAAAAAAGUGGUUUGUUUUUUUUUCCCCCCCUUCCUCCUUCUCUAAAUAUCUUUAAGCAAGAAUGUGCAAAGUCCUUUCUUGCUGCC